AUGGCUUCCCCUAGCGUUCUCACCUUUGACGCUGAGGGACGGGUAGUGGACUUUGAGGUCUGGGUAGAUGAUCUGCAGCUUUUUCUACAGUGCGAUAGGGCAGACGGCCUCUCCCUGUUUGAACUCACUUUUGGUGCCUCCCCUGCCCCUACUGCUGAUGCUGACGCCAUUGUUUGCUCAAAGUGGGCCACACGUGAUGCUGCUGCUCGCCUUGCUGUUCGCCGCCACUUACCAACCACUGAGCGUGCGCACUUUAGCCAGUACAAGAGUGCUCAGACCUUGUACGACGUUGUAGUUGCACGCUACUCUUCCCCUGCCACUGCUGCACUGAGCCGCCUCAUGCUACCAUUCCUCUUCCUUGACCUUGCUGCCUUUCCCACUGUCGCUGACCUCAUUACGCACCUCCCCACUCUUGACACUCGCUACCGCGCUGCGCUCCCUGUUGAGGACCACUUCCUCUCAGUUUGCCCCACCACUCUCACCGUUGACCUCCUCGAGAAGGCCCUCCUAGCGAUAGAGAAGAGCAUAGUCACUGUAGGAGCCUCUCGUGGUGACCCUCGCACCCCCGUCUUUGAGGGGUGUUCUCCCUCCCCCCUCUUGCCCUCUGUCGCCUCUGCUGCUGCAACCAACCUCGUUGGUUUCGAGUCGGUUGGCGCUGCGUCUGCCCCGAGCGGGAGACGCCGCACCGGCAAGGGCAAGGAGGGCAAGGGCACUAGAGGGGGUGUGUGA
Molecule: messenger RNA, 729 nt
Organism: Closterium sp. NIES-65
Lineage: Eukaryota; Viridiplantae; Streptophyta; Zygnematophyceae; Desmidiales; Closteriaceae
Source: the annotation of a GenBank genome assembly